GCCAGGGACGGCCCGGCCGCGCUCCGGCCUCCUCCACCUCUUCCCGUUCUGCGGGCCUGGCGGUCGGAGCACCAUCCCCUUUUCGGAGUUCCUGCCCGGCUGCGAGGUGGAACGCGUGGAAGGGAGGUGGCUCGGGGCGCUGUCUCUGCGGUCAGAGCAGGAUCGGUGCUGGUCCGCGGAGGCGGCCCGUGCGGGACUGUGUUGUUAAUUUCGGGUGGAGGCUGUUUCCUCCAGAACACUCCGGUCGGCGAGACUUCAUGCUGCGCCCGCGUUUGAGGGAGGACGAAGGAAGUCCCGUCCGGCGACAUUUCCGUCGUGUCUUCAGCUGAGAGAACCUGGGGUCCUAAGUGGCGGCAGUCCCCGUGUUGGGCUCUGCGGGCGGAGCUUCAGGCGGCCGGGCCUCGGAGUCGGUGCCGAUGCGGGACGCGGGGGCAGCGUGGGAGCGGCCGCUGCGGGUGCUAUGCCUCUGGGCCGCCAGGUAAUCAGACAGCUAAAUGGAGUCUGAGCAGCUGUUUCACAGAGGCUACUACAGAAACAGCUACAACAGCAUAACCAGCGCAAGCAGCGAUGAAGAGCUGCUAGACGGAGCAGGUGUCAUUAUGGACUUUCAGACCUCUGAGGAUGACAGCUUGCUAGACGGUGACACUGUAGUUGGGACGCAUUACACAAUGACCAAUGGGGGCGGCAUCAACAGUUCCACACACUUGCUGGAUCUUCUGGAUGAGCCGAUUCCAGGUGUUGGUACAUACGAUGAUUUUCAUACUAUUGACUGGGUACGAGAGAAAUGCAAAGACAGAGAAAGGCACAGAAGGAUCAACAGCAAAAAGAAAGAAUCAGCAUGGGAAAUGACGAAAAGCUUAUAUGACGCAUGGUCAGGAUGGCUGGUUGUAACGCUGACGGGACUGGCAUCAGGGGCACUAGCAGGACUGAUAGACAUUGCUGCCGACUGGAUGACUGACCUGAAGGAAGGCAUCUGUCUCAGUGCGCUGUGGUAUAACCAUGAGCAGUGCUGCUGGGGAUCUAAUGAAACGACUUUUGAAGAGAGGGACAAAUGUCCACAGUGGAAGACCUGGGCAGAAUUAAUCAUAGGCCAAGCAGAGGGUCCUGGUUCUUAUAUCAUGAACUACAUAAUGUACAUCUUCUGGGCAUUGAGUUUUGCCUUUCUUGCAGUUUCCCUGGUAAAGGUAUUUGCUCCAUAUGCCUGUGGCUCUGGAAUUCCGGAGAUUAAAACUAUUUUGAGUGGAUUCAUCAUCAGAGGUUACUUGGGAAAAUGGACUUUGAUGAUUAAAACCAUCACAUUAGUUCUGGCUGUGGCAUCAGGUUUGAGUUUAGGAAAAGAAGGUCCACUGGUACACGUUGCUUGUUGCUGUGGAAAUAUCUUUUCCUACCUCUUUCCAAAGUACAGCACAAAUGAAGCUAAAAAAAGGGAGGUGCUGUCAGCUGCCUCAGCUGCAGGUGUCUCUGUAGCGUUUGGUGCACCGAUUGGAGGAGUUCUCUUUAGCCUGGAGGAGGUUAGCUAUUAUUUUCCUCUCAAAACUUUAUGGAGAUCAUUUUUUGCUGCUUUAGUGGCUGCAUUUGUUUUGAGAUCCAUCAAUCCAUUUGGUAAUAGCCGCCUGGUCCUUUUUUAUGUGGAAUAUCAUACACCAUGGUACCUUUUCGAACUGUUCCCUUUUAUCCUCCUAGGGGUUUUUGGAGGGCUUUGGGGCGCCUUUUUCAUUAGGGCAAAUAUUGCCUGGUGUCGUCGCCGCAAGUCCACCAAGUUUGGGAAGUACCCUGUCCUGGAAGUCAUCAUGGUUGCGGCCAUCACUGCCGUGGUUGCCUUUCCCAACCCUUACACCAGGCUCAACACCAGCGAACUGAUCAAAGAGCUGUUCACAGACUGUGGCCCCCUGGAGUCCUCCUCCCUCUGUGACUACAGAAAUGACAUGAAUGCCAGUAAAGUUGUUGAUGAUAUUCCCGACCGGCCCGCAGGCAUUGGCGUGUACUCAGCGAUAUGGCAGUUGUGCUUAGCACUCAUAUUUAAAAUCAUUAUGACAGUCUUCACUUUUGGUAUUAAGGUCCCAUCAGGCUUAUUCAUCCCCAGCAUGGCUAUUGGAGCGAUAGCCGGGAGGAUUGUGGGCAUCGCAGUGGAGCAGCUUGCCUACUACCACCAUGACUGGUUCAUCUUCAAAGAGUGGUGUGAGGUCGGGGCUGACUGUAUCACACCUGGCCUCUAUGCCAUGGUUGGCGCUGCUGCAUGUUUAGGGGGGGUAACAAGGAUGACUGUCUCCCUGGUGGUGAUUGUUUUUGAGCUUACUGGAGGCUUGGAAUACAUUGUUCCCCUCAUGGCUGCAGUAAUGACCAGCAAAUGGGUCGGCGAUGCCUUUGGUAGGGAAGGCAUUUAUGAAGCUCACAUCCGGUUAAAUGGAUACCCUUUCCUGGACGCAAAAGAAGAAUUCACUCACACCACCCUCGCUGCCGAUGUCAUGAGACCUCGAAGGAAUGACCCUCCCUUGGCUGUCCUGACACAGGACAAUAUGACAGUAGAUGACAUAGAAAACAUGAUUAAUGAAACAAGCUACAACGGAUUUCCUGUCAUAAUGUCAAAAGAAUCUCAGAGAUUAGUGGGAUUUGCCCUCAGAAGAGACCUGACAAUUGCAAUAGAAAGUGCCAGAAAAAAACAAGAAGGCAUCAUUGGCAGUUCUCGGGUAUGCUUUGCGCAGCACACCCCAUCUCUCCCAGCAGAAAGCCCGCGGCCUCUGAAAUUGCGAAGCAUUCUUGAUAUGAGCCCCUUCACGGUGACAGACCACACACCGAUGGAAAUAGUGGUAGACAUUUUCCGAAAGCUGGGCCUGAGGCAGUGCCUUGUAACUCACAAUGGGAUUGUCUUGGGGAUCAUCACCAAGAAGAACAUAUUAGAGCAUCUCGAGCAACUAAAGCAGCACGUCGAGCCCCUGGCGCCUCCUUGGCAUUAUAACAAAAAAAGAUAUCCUCCGGCAUAUGGCCCAGACGGCAAACCAAGACCCCGCUUCAAUAAUGUUCAACUGAAUCCCAUAGAUGAGGAGAGAGAAGAGACAGAAGAGGAAGUUCAUUUGUUGAAUAGCACAACUCUUUAACCCAAGGGAGUCGUCCACAGUUUUCCUUCCCUUAAAAAAAAAAAAGGAAAUAUAAAAGCCAGGUUUUUGCAGCAAGUAAUGCUGGUGGGAUGGAGUUGUUUGGGGAGGGAAAGGAGAGAGAAGGAAAGAAGUAAGGUAUUUCCCAGUGUCCAGUAUUGAGAGCAGCGAGUCACCUCCUGGUGUUCUGCACAGGGGACCUGUGCCUGGCAGUGUGGGCCACGCCCAGAGACACUGCGCCCCAGAGAGCCGAGUCUGCACACUGGCCAGUCACCUAGCACCACAGCGACCAGGCUGGUCCACAUCUCUGGAGGGAUCACUUUGAAUUGAGCCAUCUAUAAAACUGCAAGAUCUUGCUCUUUUUUUUUAUCAAAACUGUUCUGUUUAAUUAAUGAAUUGUAUAUUUAAGCAUUACCUUUUACAUUCCAGAAGAGCCUUUCCCUUUCUCUCUCUCUCCCUCUCUGUAACAAAACCUUUUCAAAUUGGUGUACCCUUUUGAGACAGUCCUUUCUCAUAUUGAGAUGUACUGUGACUUUACAGAGGCACCAUCACAAGAAGGGAGUGUUCCUUGUGCAUUAGCCAUGUGGUUGGUGCCACUACUAAAUGCUUGGGACAGUGCCACGCCCCACAGCAAAGGCUGGUAAGGCAGGUGAAGUCUCGAGUGAAGCAUGAACUCGAUCUCUUCAGCUGUGUGCUGUAUGAUUUGGAAUUAAAAACAAUGAACCCUGAUUCUCAAGGAUAAAGUUUUAAGUCUCUCAGACAUUAAUGGAUAAUGUGACUUGGUCUGAUGCAAAUUUUCUAUUUCUAAAACUACUAUGAUAUAUACAAGUGCUGUUCAGCAUAAUUAAACAAAAUGCUGCUGCCUCAACAGUAAAGAGAAGGAAGUAUUCUGUUUAGCUGGAUCUGAUAAUUAAAUGCAUGUUAAAACA
This is a messenger RNA of Nycticebus coucang (slow loris), 4021 nucleotides long. RefSeq names its product chloride voltage-gated channel 3 (gene CLCN3). Gene Ontology annotation, cellular component: synaptic vesicle; membrane; Golgi apparatus. NCBI's taxonomy places the organism in Eukaryota, Metazoa, Chordata, Mammalia, Primates, Lorisidae. Bases 495 to 3095 code for a protein of 866 amino acids. Gene Ontology annotation, molecular function: voltage-gated chloride channel activity. The record is from RefSeq and is a predicted model, not a curated record. The transcript has 14 exons. Gene Ontology annotation, biological process: transmembrane transport; chloride transport.